AUGGCAUGGCGUAUCUUAUCUGUCGGCCGGCGGGCAUUGCUACUACACGGCACCGCCGUCCCCACCCGGAGGCAUGUGGCAACCAGCGCGGCCGAGGCCGCCGAGGAACUCACCCACAGCUUCGCGAGCAAGACCAGCACGCGGCGGCAGCUCCUGGACGGCAACCAGCUGCAGAAGCUGAGCUUGACCCUCAGCCGAAGAGAACUGCACCCGGGCCUUGAUAUCUCGGAGGAUGCCCCGCCCGCCGGCACUCCUCUGCCGCGGGGCUACCACCUGGUCUACUUCACCCCGGGAGGGCUGGAGCCCGAGCUGGGGCCCGACGGGACGGACCGCACGUUCAACUCGCCGGCCCCCUUCACGCGGCGGAUGUGGGCCGGCGGGCGGAUGCGCUGGGAUGCGCACAACCAGCUGCGGGUCGGCGAGCUGGCUGAGGAGCGCACGCGGCUGCUGAGCGCGGCGCCGAAGCGGAGUCGUGAUGGGUCCGAGAUGGUCUUGGUGGAUGUCGAGAAGCAGUUCUGGAACGAGAAGGGGCUCGCCUUGGUAGACCAGCGAUCGUGGAUCUUCCGGCCAGAGCUGAAGGCCGCAACUGAACCGAUAGCCGAUCCAGUACAGGGCACAGUUAUAAGAGGUCCCUCAAUCGUUCAAGAUGAGAGGAUUGACGGGCGAGACUAUCCCCAGCGCAGAUUGCGCUGGUCUCCCGUAGGCCUCUUCCGAUUCUCGGCGCUGACGUUCAACGGGCACAAGAUCCAUUACGACGAGAGCUGGACGCAGAGCGUCGAGAACCACCAGGCGCAGGUGGUCCACGGCCCGCUGAACCUCAUCAGCAUCCUGGACUACUGGCGGGAUGUGGGCGGCCGGGGAGACGCGCGUCAGAUCCAGUACCGGGCCAUGUCGCCCCUUUACGCGGGAGACACAUAUCACAUUCGUACGGCUGAUGGCGAGAGAACGGCGCAGGAAGGGAAAACAGAAAUUCUGGUUGAGAAGGAUGCCACCGUCUGCAUGAAAGCAAACAUCGAAUAA
Neoarthrinium moseri is the source of this 1020-nucleotide messenger RNA. RefSeq lists its product as uncharacterized. Lineage: Eukaryota; Fungi; Ascomycota; Sordariomycetes; Amphisphaeriales; Apiosporaceae. The record is from RefSeq and is a predicted model, not a curated record. Gene Ontology annotation, molecular function: (3R)-hydroxyacyl-[acyl-carrier-protein] dehydratase activity. The coding region runs from base 1 to 1020 and encodes 339 amino acids. Gene Ontology annotation, cellular component: mitochondrion. The transcript has 3 exons.